Messenger RNA from Emys orbicularis (European pond turtle), 1550 nucleotides. RefSeq names its product ATPase Na+/K+ transporting subunit beta 3 (gene ATP1B3). Bases 150 to 995 code for a protein of 281 amino acids. Gene Ontology annotation, biological process: sodium ion export across plasma membrane; intracellular sodium ion homeostasis; intracellular potassium ion homeostasis. NCBI's taxonomy places the organism in Eukaryota, Metazoa, Chordata, Testudines, Emydidae. Gene Ontology annotation, molecular function: ATPase activator activity. Gene Ontology annotation, cellular component: sodium:potassium-exchanging ATPase complex. The record is from RefSeq and is a predicted model, not a curated record. The transcript has 7 exons.
AGGAGCUCGGCUGCGUGCGACCAGCCCGGCCUCUCGGGCGCCUGGCGGGAGGGGAAGAGGACUGUUACUCGGCGGCUCGGAGCAGGCGCUACCGCAGUUCAGCUGGGAGUCUCUGCUGCCCGGACACACACAGCCCUCGCCCCGCCGCCAUGUCCAAGGAGGAGAAGAAGCCUUUCAGCCAGACCAUGGCCGAGUGGCGGCAGUUCGUGUACAACCCGCGCAGCGGCGAGUUUCUGGGGCGCACGGCCAAGAGCUGGGGUCUAAUCUUGCUGUUUUAUCUGGUAUUCUAUGGUUUCCUAGCAGCACUCUUUACGUUCACAAUGUGGGUUUUGCUUCAGACCCUGAGCGGAGAUAUUCCCAAAUACCGUGACCGGAUUUCUAGUCCAGGACUUAUGAUUUCACCAAAGCCAGUCACUGCAUUGGAAUUUUAUUUUAACAAGUCUGACUCCAGGUCAUAUGUAGAAUAUGUUUCUACCCUUAAACAAUUUCUAAAGUCGUAUGAUGAUUCAAAACAAUCCAAAAACAUAGCAUGUACCGCAGGAAAACUGUUUGAGCAGAAUGAAGAUCGUGCUGUUAAACAGGCAUGUCAGUUUAAUCGCACUAUGCUUGGAUCAUGUUCUGGAGUGGAAGAUGACACUUUUGGCUAUGCUAAAGGAACUCCAUGUGUGCUUGUGAAAAUGAAUAGAAUAAUUGGAUUAAAGCCUGAAGGAGAACCACAUAUACAGUGUUCACCUAAGGAAGAAGGCAAGGUUCAGAUAACUUAUUUUCCUGAUGGGGGAAUGAUUGAUUUAAUGUAUUUUCCAUACUAUGGAAAAAAUUUACACGCUGACUAUCUACAGCCGCUAGUGGCUGUUCAACUAGCAAUUAACUCCAGCAGUACCAAAGAAGAUGUAACAAUUGAGUGUAAGAUUAUGGGAUCUCCCAAUUUAAGAAAUGAAGAUGACCGUGACAAGUUUCUUGGACGAGUUUCCUUCAAAGUUCAGAUGUCUGAAUAGCAUGAGUCAAUCUCCACAAAGUAAACCUUAUGUUGUCUGGUUUUUUAUUUUAUAUCAGCUGGACGUGCCAUUCCAGGAUAUAAGACCACCUGGGAUAAUGUGGCACAUGGCGUUCAGGGUAGCAUAAUAGUGUGCUUCCAAAUCAUAUUUAAAAUCCCUCAAAAUAACUGCCUGUCAAGCUUCUGCCUGCCCCACUGGACCAGUGUACAGACCAUAGUUAUGUGAUAUUAGGGACCUGUAAAUAGUUGAUUCCAAACAUGUAUUAAUGGUGGUCUUCGUCUGUUCUAAAAUGUGGUUUUAUCCCCAAGUGACUGUCUCAAACAUAAUGUGCUGUGCUAUGUAAAUACUGUAUUGAUUUAACACUGGUUUGACUGUCAUAUCUCAACACUGAUACAGUUUUAGGGAUCAAAUGAUAAGAAUAAAUGGUACCUGACCAACAUAGUUAUUUUUAAAAAAAAACAAACAAAAAAACAACUCUGCAAGAAUUGCGUGUGUGGAGACGCCUUAAGUUCUGUACUGGGUUGGGGGAACUAAAUAAAGUGGAUUUUAAAAGUG